AUGACCACACGAGACGUACCAGACCCGAUAAGACGGGAUGACCCAAUAGUAUCCCCUUCCCCUGUGGAACAGUUACUGGCCAAGAGACUGGCCGACGUUGAGGUAGUAAUGAGGCGUAUCCUAGGAAUGCCAAUCCCAACCAAGAAGAGCAGACCGAAUUGUUACGCCGAUUCAUCUUUUGCGGACGAGAUCGCCCUGGCUGACAUGCCGCAGAAAUUCACUAUCCCCAACAUGAAACCAUAUGACGGUACCACUGACCCGGACGACCAUAUAGCCUCAUACAAGCAGCGGAUGUUCACUGGAAGUGAAGCAAUUGAAUGCAUCUCCUUGGAUAUUUCUAAAAUAAAAGAGAUAAACUUGAAGUGCAAUGCUUUCUUGAAGAUGCAAAACCUCAGAUUCUUGGACUUUUAUUGCCUGAACAAGCUAAGUCGACGUGUUCUCUGGGGCAUGGAUGAAGAGAAUGUGAAUAAGGUGCAUGCUUUGCAGGGCCUAGAAUUCAGUUCAUGUAACAUAAGCUUCUUUCGCUGGUUUGGAUAUCCUUUGGAUUCUUUGCCAUCAAAUUUUGAGUUGGAAAAUCUUUUUGCACUUAUCAUGCCAUGGAGCAAAAUUAAACAACUCUGGAAUGGUCUCCAGCAUUUAGAGAAGUUGAAGCAUAUCAACCCCAUCCACUCCAAGCACCUAAUUAGAAUUCCAGAUCUCUCAUUAGCCCCAAAUCUUGAGAGUUUGAUUCUAGAAAGUUGUACAAGUUUGAUUGAGGUUCAUUCAUCAAUUCAAUAUCUAAAUAAGCUGGUUAUCUUGAAUCUUAAAGGUUGCAAAAGCCUUAACAGUCUUCCUAUCAACAUUCAAUCAAAAUUUCUUAGAUAUCUCAUUCUCUCUGGUUGCUCAAAUCUCAAGAAGGCUCCAAAGAUCACAUGUAACAUGGAGAAUGUAUAUUUUGAUGGAACAUCUAUAACAGAGUUGCCCUUGAUUGAAUAUCCAUCAAGAUUACGUUGCUUGGAUCUUGAAAACUGUUCAAGGCUUGAAAUUCUCCCAAGCGACAUUUGUGAGUUGAAGAUUCUUUGUAGUCUUAAACUCAAGGGUUGCUCAAAACUCCAUAAUUUGCCCCAGCAGUUAGGAAAAUUGAAGAGCCUUUGUAGCUUAUCCUUGAGCGGAUAUAGGGGUCAAGAUCCAAAGGUGGGUUCAAAAUGGUCUCUUUUAUCAUAUUUAAGCUUUCUAUAUGAUUUAGAUUUAUCUGAUUGUAAAAUCAUGAGAUUACUCGAUACUCUUGGUAAAGUUUACUUUCUAAGAAUAUUAAAUCUAAGCGGAAACAAUUUUGAAUGGAUGCCAUCAAGCUUCAAAAAACUUAAAUUGAAGUAUCUAGACAUAAGCUAUUGUGAGAGGCUUAAAUGCUCACCAUUAGGCGCUUCAACUGCUGAAACAUACAAUUGUAUAUCAUUGGAGUUAUGGGAUUUUUAUUUAUCCUCGUCAGUAAGGGCCAACUUUGGUAAAUGUUUAAAACUGGAUCAGAAGCUGAAAGCCAAUUUGGGAGAGAGUCUGUAUGGGUUGCCAGGUGCUUUUCUUUAUCCUGGGAAUAAAAUUCCGGAGUGGUUUAGCUUCCAAAAUGUGGGAUCUACUAUAACUCUCGAGGUGCCACCAUUAUCUCAUUGUGAACUCUUCUCUGUGAUUGAAGUCUGCCUUGUUGUAACAUCUCAAGACCAUGAAAAAGCUCCCCAAUCUUUGGUUUUUCAUUAUAAGGUGAUUGGCAUAGAUGAAAAUGAAUCUUUUGUGAGUGGUGGUCGACUGGGUUGGAUUUCACUUCUUGUGGGGAUUUUGCAAUGUGGAGGUGUUUUCGAGCUAAUUGUGGAUGGGCAGGCCAGCUAA
Molecule: messenger RNA, 1860 nt
Organism: Pistacia vera
Lineage: Eukaryota; Viridiplantae; Streptophyta; Magnoliopsida; Sapindales; Anacardiaceae
Product: disease resistance-like protein DSC1
Exons: 7
Coding region: 1-1860 (619 amino acids)
Molecular function (GO): protein binding
Source: RefSeq, a predicted model, not a curated record